This is a messenger RNA of Punica granatum (pomegranate), 561 nucleotides long. NCBI's taxonomy places the organism in Eukaryota, Viridiplantae, Streptophyta, Magnoliopsida, Myrtales, Lythraceae. The record is from RefSeq and is a predicted model, not a curated record.
AUGGCUUCUCUAAGGCAAUGGACUCUGUUGUCCCUCCCUCUCGUGGUGGUUGCUUUCACCUUCCCCCCGAUCUCUCCGGUCCUCGGUGACACUGAUCCCCAAACUCAAAGCUUGAUUGAUAACAUAUGUCGCCAAAUGGAGGACUACGGAUUCUGCAACAAUGUGUACCAAGAGCAGCUCAAGGGCGGCUCUUCGGAUAUGCGUGGGCUGGCACAAAUUGCUCAGAAGCAGGCACUAAACAACGCGACCCAGAUUCGCAUCUUCAUUAUGGACCUGCUUGGGAGGACGACCGAUCAGGCCCAGAAGGAUGCCCUCACUGAGUGCCAGUCUGCGUACAACACCGUAAUCGACCAGUUCACACAGGCUUGGUUCUAUUUCCUCCAGCUCGAGUCUUACCACGAAGUGCUCACCUUUGAGAGGAUAACGCCCCGGGUACUAGCGAGCUGCAAUUCAAGCUUUGACACUCCAGAUCAUCCGCCAAACCCACUAGUCGAGCAGAACCGGGAGCAGAGGAUUCUCAUUACCAUGGCUCUGGUCUCUACCUCAUUCCUGACCCAAUAA